AUGUCGCGCCUUCCGGCUCAGAGGCUUGUGGCGGCGGUGAGGGGCUGGCGCGGCUUCCCAGUUUGUGAGUCAUGUGCUCUCCGAAGAUUUUCCAUCCAGCCUGCCCAGCAGAAGAUUCCAAGCCGAUAUCUGGGCCAGCCCAGCCCCUUCACACACCCACACCUUCUCAAACCAGGAGAGGUAACCCCAGGAGUGUCGCAGGUGGAAUAUGCACUUCGCCGACACAAACUGAUGGCACUGAUCCAGAAAGAGGGCCAUGGGUGGGACGGCUUGGAACACACAGUGAUUCUGCUGUCCAACCCCACAUACUACAUGAGCAAUGACAUCCCCUACGUUUUCCACCAGGACACUAACUUUCUGUACCUCUGUGGGUUCCAGGAGCCUGACAGCAUUCUGGUGCUGCAGAGCAUUCCUGGCAAAGCGCUGCCCGCCCACAAAUCCAUACUUUUUGUGCCCCGGAGAGAUCCAAGCAGAGAGCUGUGGGAUGGGCCCAGAUCAGGCACGGAUGGAGCAAUUGCUCUCACAGGAGUGGAUGAAGCUUACACCAUUGAGGAGUUCAGGCACUUGGUGGCCAAGCUGAAAGGUGAGUCAAACAUUGUUUGGUAUGACAUGAGAAAACCAGUGCACACAGAGCUACACUCUGACUACAUGCAGCCACUGGCUGAGAUAAAAGCUCGGAACAAAAACCAUAUCCAGGGCAUCCGACACCUAGUGCAGAACCUUCGUCUGAUCAAAUCUCCUGCAGAGAUUGAAAGGAUGAAGAUAGCUGGACGAGUGACAGCAGAGGCUUUCAUAGAGACAAUGUUUGCCAGCAAAUCCCCAGUGGAUGAAGCCUUUCUGUAUGCAAAGUUUGAAUUUGAGUGCCGAGCUCGUGGUGCUGACAUCUUGGCGUACCCCCCUGUUGUUGCUGGUGGCAACAGAUCAAACACUUUGCACUAUGUGAAGAACAAUCAGCUCAUCAAGGAUGGUGAACUGGUCUUGCUAGAUGGUGGAUGUGAGUCUUCCUGCUAUGUAAGUGACAUCACACGUACCUGGCCCGUCAAUGGAAGGUUCACCAAACCCCAAGCAGAACUAUACCAGGCUGUCCUGGAUAUCCAGAAGUCCUGCCUGAGCCUCUGCUCCCCAGGCAUGAGUCUAGAAAAUAUCUACAGCCUCAUGCUGAGUCUUAUUGGACAGAAACUGAAAGACUUGGGGGUCCUAAAGAGCAGUGUCACUGACAGCCACUACUUCAAGGCUGUUCGAAAGUACUGCCCACAUCACGUAGGCCAUUACCUGGGGAUGGAUGUUCAUGACACGCCAGAUAUGUCCCGGUCACUCCCACUCCAGCCGGGCAUGGUGAUAACCAUUGAACCAGGCAUCUAUAUCCCUGAGGACGACGUGAGUGCCCCGGAGAGGUUUCGCGGCAUUGGUGUGCGCAUUGAGGACGAUGUUGUGAUAACUGAGGAUGCUCCUCUCGUCUUGUCUGCUGACUGUCCCAAGGAGAUCUACCACAUUGAGCAGAUCUGUGGCCGCAGCUCAUGA
Indicator indicator is the source of this 1521-nucleotide messenger RNA. RefSeq names its product X-prolyl aminopeptidase 3 (gene XPNPEP3). NCBI's taxonomy places the organism in Eukaryota, Metazoa, Chordata, Aves, Piciformes, Indicatoridae. The transcript has 10 exons. The coding region runs from base 1 to 1521 and encodes 506 amino acids. Gene Ontology annotation, molecular function: manganese ion binding; metalloaminopeptidase activity. The record is from RefSeq and is a predicted model, not a curated record. Gene Ontology annotation, cellular component: mitochondrion.